Messenger RNA from Penicillium daleae, 1209 nucleotides. RefSeq lists its product as uncharacterized. Bases 1 to 1209 code for a protein of 402 amino acids. Gene Ontology annotation, cellular component: Golgi apparatus. The record is from RefSeq and is a predicted model, not a curated record. NCBI's taxonomy places the organism in Eukaryota, Fungi, Ascomycota, Eurotiomycetes, Eurotiales, Aspergillaceae. The transcript has 4 exons.
AUGCAAUCCAGCGGCUCUGGAAUCGCUAAAGCCACUGUGUACCCUCCUACCAGGGCCGACUCCCCACCAAGCCGCCACAAUUUCGACUUCUCCAAGUCAGCCCUGUCAACCCACAAUGGCAAGUACAUUGAGCUUGACGACUUCACGUCAAAGACAAAUCAAGUCCGCAAUGACCGAGGGCAUGUGACUUCUUCUAGAAACGGCCGCCGCUCCAUCUACAUUCCGAACACCUUAUGGACACGUUCGUUUGCUACUGCGGUGGUUCUCGAAACGUUAGCUACAGUUGGGAUCGAAAGUUGGGUUUUUGUGAGCAUGCUAAACCAGCUUGACAAAAUUGAGAAGGGGAGUGCGACAUUGCGCAUUCGGUCAUUUCUUGGUCUUUACAUAUUCGCGCUUCUCUAUGAACUUGCGCUUUCAUACGAUGCUUUACGACGCAAAAACACCUUUCAGCUAAUUGGACUCUGCAUCUGCAACUUUGGUCUUUUUACCUACGGUAUCUUGCAGAUGAAGGAAAUCAAAGAGACCGUCACAGAAGUGGUGGCCGACACUACACGCAGCGACAAAAUUUGGGGGAUGUAUCAAAUUGAACUCAUUUUAGUUCCAGUCUUUUUGGGUCUCGGUACUGCCAUUAUGAUAUUCGUGACGUGGAAACUUCGUGCAGAAUUCUCCUGGUCGAUCUAUAAAGACAUCAGCGCGGAUUUGCGAAUGAAUCGCCGAUAUACUGUCUAUCAGGUAUACAUUGCCCUACUCAAAUUUGACUGGUUUUUUAUCUUUGGCACACAACUCCAAAUUCUACUUUCCAUCCAAGAUUUCAAGAAUGAGGAGUUCUUGAUCAAUGCUGCAAUGGUUCCCGUUGCUAUAAUAGCUUUAUCUCUGUCAGCUCUUUUUUGUCGCCGAGAGAAAACAAAAUCCCUCUUCGUGAUGAUGAUCCUCAUGGUUGGUAUAUUGACGAGUAUUAUCAGGACCAUGUUUAAAAUGUACCUUUCGGGUGACAAUAGCGGUCUAAGCUCAUUUAAGACCUCCCUUACGCUGUUUGCUGCGAUUGCAACCUUUUUGAUUCUUUCGACUCUCGUCAACUCAGUUUGGUGUAUGUUGAAUUUCCACAAAGGAUUGAAAGAUUACGUUAAGCAACUUCGAAGCAGGAAGCCUGCUUCUAGUCCAUCAGGGCCUUGGAAUCCAGAAGUUAACUCACGCUUUGUACUAAACUAA